UGAGAGAGGUUUGGUGUGUGUGGAGGAGAGAGAGGGAGUGAGAGAGGUUUGGUGUGUGUGUGGAGGAGAGAGAGUUGUGUGUGUAUAUGUGGAGGAGGGGGUAGUUGAGUAAAGUGUCUCGGGUUCGGGAGCGCAGCUCGUCCGCUGGUAUUUCAGGAAUGUGUUGAUCAUGGCGGCCGCUGUGAAGCCCGUGAAGAGCGGACUGCUCGAGCUCCGCGUUACCGUCGACCACUGGAUCCGCGUCCUCGCCACCCUAACCGGAGACUCGUUCACGGUGAGCCCCGGAGAACACAGCGAUGAGUCCGCGAACAGCGGCAGUCCCGCGGCCGGCGGGGCGUUGAACGGGGAUCCGGCGAACCUCAGCGCCUCCCCGGUACCGGAGACCAUCACUAACGUCAAAAGAACCGUGAGAGUCACCAAACAAGAUGUCGGAGGGCUCGGAAUAAGCAUUAAAGGUGGCAAGGAGAAUAAGAUGCCCAUUCUCAUCUCGAAGAUCUUCAAAGGGCUUGCGGCUGACCAGACAGCCGCUCUGUACGUGGGAGAUGCCAUAUUGUCCGUAAACGGCUAUGACCUGAGAGAGGCGACCCAUGAUGAAGCUGUUCAGACGCUGAAGAAAACAGGCAAAGAGGUCAUUCUGGAAGUUAAGUACAUUAAGGAGAUGUCAGCGUUUUUUAAAGGCGGAUCCACAUCUGGACCUCCCGUGCUGGAUUCUCCACCAGCGACCCCUCAGAGACAGGCAGACCCCGCUCUUAAAGAGACCCGGACCAUCCCGCUCAGAAUGUGUUACGUCACACGCAAACAGUGUCCACCGGACACGGAGGACAGGUAUUUUGAGGUGGUGUCAUCAGACAGAAAGAAGUUUGUGUUCUUAAGAGCUAAAGAUCACGCCAUGGGUCAGGCCUGGUACAACGCCAUCCAGAGCGCAAGUUCAGCGUUACUGUCCGGCGCUAAAGCCGAGCUGACAGCACUGCAGCCCGGCCUGGACGUUAAACACAUCGGCUGGAUCAUCGAGCAGGGUUCAGAGCGGCCCAUACUGGCGGUGUUGACGGACCGAGAUCUCCUGCUUUACGGAUCUCUGCCAGACAACAGAGAAACACUCAACAAUCCUGACAAGAGCUAUCCUUUAAUAACCACCAGACUUGUUCAUUCUGGACCCGGUAAAAGUUCAUCUCUGCACGACUCUGAGUUGACGUUCGGCCUGCGGUUGGGCACUAAACAGGGUGUAGAGACUCAUCUGUUCCGAGUGGACGCGGCCAAAGAUCUCUCAAACUGGACACAUCUGCUGGUGGACGGCUGUCACAGCGCCGCUGAACUCGUACAAGAAGUCACUACAGCCUGUAGCUGGAACGGGAAGGCGUGUUUGUUGAGUGUUCACAUAGACAAAGGCUUCUCAUUGUUUACGGAGGAGUCUGGCGUCCGCAAGAACGUUGUCUUCCAGCAGCCGUUCGAGCGUCUCCGCAUGUCUUCAGACGACGGCGUCAGGAUGAUGUUCCUGGACUUUGGAGGCCCAGACGCCGAGAUCCAAUUGGACCUUCACUCGUGUCCCAAAACCAUCGUCUUCAUCAUCCACUCCUUCCUCUCGGCCAAGGUCAAGCGGCUAGGGCUGUUGGCAUGACGACCAGCAUCCGGUGAGCCCACCUCCGCGGGUCAAGUGGACGGAGGACCAGUGAACAUCAAGCCAAACGUUCAGCAUAGACUGUCAGGCGUCAGCAUUCAGCUCCUGAAGGCCAAAACAAGCUUACAAACCUGAAGCCAUUCAACAAUCCUCUCUCUCUCUCUUUUUACUGGUUUGGCUUUAUCAUCGUUCAUUUGUUACGAAUAGCAAAAAUAGGGAGCUCACUAGUGUUGGAAACAGAGCCCUUAUGUGUUUAUUUGACAGAAGUGAACAGCUGAUCUCAUCAUUAAAGGGCUUUCGGCCGCUGUGAUAAUCAAAAACUCAAACAUUCAGCUUUCUACACUGAGAUUGAUUUCUUUGGAAUUUACUUCUUUUAAAAGCAAGACAUGAACCAGCAGAACAAACUAAAUUGUUGGUACCGCGGUAUAUUGAAUGUUUCAGAUGAAUCUUUGAUAUAUACCGCGUUACUUUAAACUACAUGAAAGAAAACCAUGUGUCUAAAAACUAUGGGAGUGCUGCUUUUUGUCGUAUUCAUCUUAAUGGUGCAAAUCAAAUUUACAUUAGAUUAUAUUUGAGAAAACUUUGCUUCUGUUUUAAUCUGUGGAUGUUACACUGACCCCUGCUGCCCGGUAUGCGUUACUACACUACAACUGAGAUGUUUGGAAUAGCAUACCAGCAUACCAAUCUUACUAUUUCUGUAGUGUGCUGUUAUUUUGUGAGCGCACUACAGUGUAUGGGGGAUUUUGAUAUGACCUACUUGUCAAAAGAGUGUAACAAAAAAAAUGUUAUCCCACAAUGCAGUGCGCUUCCAUUUCCAGUACGCUAAAGAAACUGAAAUAUCUUCUUUUACCAGGACACACGUUUAGAUCAAAUUUAUAAAAUAAUAUUAAGAUUAUUUUUCAUUUGGUCCGCCCUGAGACAAGGCUUGUGAACUGAAAUGAAGUUUAAAGAUGUAAGUUUGUGUAAUGCCUUCUGUUUCUCAUACUGUUAGAAGUGGUUUGCUAGUAUUCUGUUCUGAACAUCCGAAAAUUAGAGAUGCACCGAUAUAUCGGCCAAUAAUCCAUUUCGGACGAUAAAAGCGAUUUUCAUACUAUUACAAACCUAUUUGACGUUUAAUAAUGAUGAAUAUCAGAAAGUAAAAAAAUAUUAAUUUAACCUUUAGAAUUUAGUUAAUGCGAGUUAAUAAUACUUAAUUAUUAUAUUAAUAUUAUUGGGUAUCUCUCUGAAUAAUCAACUGUCAGUAUUGGUGGAGAAAUGUGUGUCCACCGCGGACGUCCUCUUGUUUCAAACCAUGUUGUUUGAGUUCUGCCUUCUGCAUUUUUCCCCUCACUUUAUUGUACCGUAACAUGUUUGUGUUGUCCACUUCAAAGAGGAACGUUUGGAUGUCCCGACGUGAAGUGGAAAAUCACCUCUCUGUGGCCUUUAUAAACUCUACUGAAUUUUAAUAUAUGAUUCAAACUAUAUUCAGUCUAUGUUAGCUUAACAAGGAAAAUCAUAUUAUAUAUCCUUAUUUAAACAGAAGAGUGCCUUCUAGGGUUGUUUGUAUAUAAAAUUGCAAUAAAUCUACCUUGACUUUG
Triplophysa dalaica is the source of this 3192-nucleotide messenger RNA. RefSeq names its product syntrophin, alpha 1 (gene snta1). Gene Ontology annotation, cellular component: neuromuscular junction; intracellular anatomical structure; sarcolemma. Gene Ontology annotation, molecular function: structural molecule activity; protein binding. The record is from RefSeq and is a predicted model, not a curated record. The transcript is spliced from 8 exons. Bases 170 to 1615 code for a protein of 481 amino acids. Lineage: Eukaryota; Metazoa; Chordata; Actinopteri; Cypriniformes; Nemacheilidae.